GCUGUAGUCGUACCAGUAGUAGUAGAGAAGAGAGGAGAAGAGAAGGGUGGACCCAGCCGCUAGAUUCCGUUCCCCACCGGCGCCGCGCGGCAGUAGUCGAGUCCAUCCAUCGUCUUGCUCGCAACUCGAUCGCACAAGGAGCAAGCAAAUCGCGAUUCGAUCUGACUCAUCAUCCACCGAGGUGCCUUGCUUCCGCUUCUCGGAUCGCCCUCGCUCGCAGUCGCACCAUCAAUCCUUUACUUGAGACGAGGACAAGGGCACCGGGAGAUGAGAUGAUCACGCGGUCAGAUGGAUAGAUAAAGAUGAGAUGGGGCUCAAGGUGGAGGACGACCCGCCGUCCUCAGGCUCAGUUGCAGAUGCAGAUGAUAGCACCGACAGACUUUGCCGAGUCUGUCACUGUGUCGAGCCUGAUCUCAGAGGACACUCCGCCCUUGCUUUCUUAGGCAUUCUACCGCCGCCUUCUUCUCCAGAUGAAGAUGCAGAUGAUGUUGCUACCGCCACCGCCACCAACAACAAUGUCCUCGAGUUCGUAAGCCCCCGCGGCGAGAUUUUUGUCUGCACCGCCGCCACCACCGACCUGGAAUCAGGCCCUCUGCAUCACCACCACCAUCUCAUGGAUCUAGGAUGCUCCUGCAAGAACGACCUUGCUCUUGCGCAUUACGCCUGCGCACUCAAGUGGUUCAUCACCCAUGGUUCUACUGUAUGCGAGAUUUGCGGACAUGUCGCUGUAAAUGUAAGGCCUGCGGAUUUCAAUAAGGUCCUUGCCUCCUUGAAGGAAUAUGAAGCUCUCAGGGAAAGGACUUCCACUGGAGACCUCUCUUACUUGCAUUAUGGGGCAGAUUCAGGUGUCGAUCCAGACGCUGUCGCCGCGAUACGCAGACAGCGCCUCUCCGAGAUAUCCUCAUGGUUCAACCCUCAAAAUUCACACCUCGCUAUUUCUCAGGGCCAAACCGAACAAACACCUGCUAGUCCAAGUAAUAAUUCUAUACACCAUGGUGCUGUGGUAACAACAGUAGUACACACAAGAUGGAGUUUGGAGGGUACUGGAGUGUUUCUUGCCAUUGGCCUAGGUGUUAUUGUUCUUGCAUGGUUAGUUGCUCCACAUGUUGGUAAGAAAGCUGCUGUGAUUUGUCUUCACAUGCUUCUUGGAGGUUUAUGUGCGUUGACUAUAAUAAUCUCCCUGAGAUUUGUUUUCCCAAGGAUCCAAUAUGGAUCUAUGCGAUGUUGGGCGAUCUUGUUUGUGUUUUGGUUCCUGGUUUUUGGAGUUUGGGCAUCACGGACCCACAGUAUACGCUCCUCAUGAGGAUGGAGAUCAUGGUGAGAAAGUAGGUUUCGGUCUUAUACUAUCCACAUCCGCUGUGCAGUGAUAGAUAUGGCAUCUUUGUGUAUACCCAUCUCUAUAUAUAUUGCUUCUGAAUUUUUCGAAUUAAAUAUGUCAGAUGUAUAUGCAUGACCACAAGAAAAAGGAAAAGUUUGUUAUUGGUGUUACAGUAGACUGCUAGUAUUAAUUUGAUA
Molecule: messenger RNA, 1515 nt
Organism: Oryza sativa Japonica Group (Japanese rice)
Lineage: Eukaryota; Viridiplantae; Streptophyta; Magnoliopsida; Poales; Poaceae
Molecular function (GO): zinc ion binding
Source: RefSeq, a predicted model, not a curated record